AUGGAGGAUUCCCGGGAGACCUCGCCGUCCUCCAACAACUCCUCCGAAGAGCUCAGCUCUGCCCUGCAGCUGUCCAAGGGCAUGUCCAUCUUCCUCGACAUACUGAGGAGAGCAGACAAAAAUGAUGACGGGAAACUCUCCUUUGAGGAAUUUAAAGCAUAUUUUGCAGAUGGAGUUCUCAGUGGAGAAGAACUACAUGAGCUCUUCCACACCAUCGAUACACACACACCAACCAACACAAACAAUCUUGAUACAGAAGAACUGUGUGAAUAUUUUUCUCAGCACCUGGGGGAAUACGAGAAUGUACUGGCUGCACUUGAAGACCUGAAUCUCUCCAUCCUGAAGGCAAUGGGCAAAACCAAGAAAGACUACCAAGAAGCCUCCAACUUGGAACAAUUUGUCACUCGGUUUCUGCUGAAGGAGACCUUAAACCAGCUGCAGUCUCUCCAGAACUCUCUGGAAUGUGCCAUGGAAAAGACAGAGGAGCAAACCCGUCGAGACAGGCAAGGCCCCGCCAAACCAGAGGUUCUGUCUAUCCAGUGGCCCGGAAAGCGAUCUAGCCGCCGAGUCCAGAGGCACAACAGCUUUUCCCCCAACAGCCCACAGUUCAACGUCAGCAGUCCAGCAUUGUUAGAAGAAGACAACCAGUGGAUGACCCAGAUAAACAGGCUCCAGAAGUUAAUUGAUAGACUGGAAAAGAAGGAUUUGAAACUUGAACCCCUGGAAGAAGAAGUUAUUGAAGAGAAUACUAAACCGCACAUCAUGCUCGUGCAGCGCCAGAUGUCCGUGACAGAAGAUGAUCUGGAAGAGUUCCAGCUUGCUCUGAAACACUACGUGGAAAGCGCCUCAGCCCAAAGCGGAUGCCUGCGUAUUUCUAUACAGAAGCUUGCCAAUGAAUCUCGCUACAUGAUUUAUGAGUUCUGGGAGAACAGCAGCGUGUGGAACCGCCACCUCCAGACAAAUUACAGCAAGACCUUCCAAAGAAGCAACGUGGAUUUCCUGGAAACGCCGGAACUCACGUCUACGAUGCUAGUUCCUGCUUCAUGGUGGAUCCUGAACAACAAUUAGAUGUCUCUACACAUUACUGUCCCAAGUACAAGUGUUCUUAUCUAAAAUGCAAACUGGAAAGUUCUCUGUGGUUACCAGUUGGCUGCACUUUUGUUCAAUGUGUUUACUGUAAGUACGCUAUUCUGAAGUGUAUUCUGGAACUAUUUUCAAGGUUUAUUGUUACUCUUGAUAAUUGAUGCUAAUUGAUUUGCUACAUUGUCAUUGAUCAUUAUAGCAAAAUCCUAAUAGAUAAAAAUGGUAUAUAGAUAAAGCCAUGAAACUGUGAGAGCUAUGGUAAAAUCUAGCUGAGACCUUCCAAGUAUCAUAGCAUGUGCCAGGAUUGUACACUGGAGUGUCAUAACAUGACAGGUUUGUACACUGUCACAUGCUCUAAAUGAUUACAUCCAUGUUUCAUGACUUUUUCAGUAACACAUUGUUCUGUGAGAGACAUUCUUCAGUAAGGUUCACAUGUCCAUCACAUGGUCCUCCAAAUAUACCCUUUAAUAUUAACAAAUGCAGAAAACUAACUUGGCUGUAGCCUGUAGAAGCUCUGUCCAUGUGUCAUGUUGUACACUGGUGUUUUGCGAGUGAACAUUCCGUAGUAAGUUAGGGCAUUUACUAAUGUGACACCUUUGUUUGUUAGUAUCAUGAUUCUUAUAUAUAAGCUAAACAUUACUGAUAAAACUUUGGGGAAAUUAAAGUUUAUGGCAGAAGGCUUUGGUAUAUAAUCAAAAUAGCUGAUUAUUAUGAAAAAUGAACACUUGCAUUUAGAUGAAGACUUUAAAAAUCCAUACUUUAAAUCAAAUUUCAACUCAACAAAGAAACUUAAAACAAGCACAAAACUUUAGUACUAAAUAUACCUAUUUCAUAGA
Molecule: messenger RNA, 1919 nt
Organism: Arvicola amphibius (Eurasian water vole)
Lineage: Eukaryota; Metazoa; Chordata; Mammalia; Rodentia; Cricetidae
Gene: Necab1
Product: N-terminal EF-hand calcium binding protein 1
Exons: 14
Coding region: 1-1068 (355 amino acids)
Biological process (GO): regulation of amyloid precursor protein biosynthetic process
Cellular component (GO): cytoplasm
Molecular function (GO): calcium ion binding
Source: RefSeq, a predicted model, not a curated record